Eleginops maclovinus (Patagonian blennie) is the source of this 6664-nucleotide messenger RNA. It is a transcript of the gene gnao1a, whose product is annotated as guanine nucleotide binding protein (G protein), alpha activating activity polypeptide O, a. Bases 629 to 1693 code for a protein of 354 amino acids. The transcript is spliced from 8 exons. Lineage: Eukaryota; Metazoa; Chordata; Actinopteri; Perciformes; Eleginopidae. The record is from RefSeq and is a predicted model, not a curated record. Gene Ontology annotation, cellular component: heterotrimeric G-protein complex. Gene Ontology annotation, molecular function: GTP binding; G protein-coupled serotonin receptor binding; GTPase activity. Gene Ontology annotation, biological process: G protein-coupled dopamine receptor signaling pathway; adenylate cyclase-modulating G protein-coupled receptor signaling pathway.
CUUCUCUUUUUCACGGUUCUGACGUCAGCAACCUGCAAUUGAACGAAUGAACUAACGGACGACCGAGCCCCUACCGGAGCUACCGGGAGGCAGUAGAGUUACAGAGCGAGUCCCCGCCGCCCGCCUCGGAGGAGCUAAACGGAGGAAGGAAAGCUGUGCGCCGUCGUGAGUAGAAGCCGUGUUGGAAUCAAACGAUGCGAGCUGUAGCCGAGUAACAGAGCUUACUGUCGACGAGCGGAGAAAAGAGAACCGUUACCGUGAUUUACCGACACUUACACCGAAUAGAGACGGAGGACGAGCGGACGGACAACCCACUACCGAGACACCGUUUGAGAAACUGCGGUGGCUACAACGAGUUGUUUUCGCGCUGUGGAUCAAAGUGAUUUAAAUGCUUUAACCGAGCCGUACCCCUGGCUUGAGAGCGAGCGAGAGGGAGCUGCCCAGAGAGCGAGAGGAAGAGGGAUCUUAGACACCGCGCAGACAAGGAGGAAAUCAACCAAGAAAAGAAAAAACGGAUUUGCAGACAUCGUUAUUUCCGCGCACACGCUUCGUUGAAUCCACCCUUUCAUUGCUUUUAUUUUCUCUGGAUCAAGGUUUCGGUUACGCUUUCAAGCUGUGUUCUCUAACCAUGGGAUGUACUCUGAGCGCAGAGGAGAGGGCGGCUCUGGAUCGGAGCAAAGCCAUCGAGAAAAACCUGAAGGAGGACGGUGUCACGGCAGCCAAAGAUGUCAAACUGCUGCUGCUCGGGGCUGGAGAGUCAGGGAAAAGUACCAUCGUCAAACAGAUGAAGAUCAUCCAUGAGGAUGGUUUCUCUGGCGACGACGUAAAGCAGUACAAGCCUGUCGUUUACAGCAACACCAUCCAAUCUCUGGCUGCCAUCGUCCGUGCCAUGGAUACACUGGGACUGGACUACGGAGACAAAGAGCGGAAGGCGGAUGCUAAGAUGGUGUGUGACGUGGUCAGUCGUAUGGAGGACACAGAGCCUUACUCUGCGGAGCUGCUCGGCGCCAUGAUGCGCUUGUGGUCCGACUCAGGCAUCCAGGAGUGUUUCAGCCGUGCCCGCGAGUACCAGCUCAAUGACUCAGCGCAGUACUACCUAGACAGCCUAGACCGGAUUGGUGCAGCAGACUACCAGCCCACAGAGCAGGACAUCUUGAGGACCCGAGUGAAGACCACAGGCAUCGUCGAGACACACUUUACCUUCAAAAACCUCCACUUCAGGCUGUUUGAUGUGGGAGGUCAGAGGUCGGAGAGGAAGAAGUGGAUCCACUGUUUUGAGGACGUCACAGCUAUUAUUUUCUGCGUGGCACUCAGCGGAUACGACCAGGUGCUGCACGAGGACGAGACCACGAACCGCAUGCACGAAUCUCUGAAGCUCUUUGAUUCCAUCUGCAACAACAAGUGGUUUAACGAAACCUCCAUCAUCCUUUUCCUCAACAAGAAGGAUCUCUUCGAAAGCAAGAUCAGCAAGUCACCACUGUCCGUCUGCUUCCCCGAGUACCCUGGUCCAGACACUUACUUGGAGGGAAUAGACUACAUCAUGUGUCAGUACAAGAGCAAGAACAAGUCCCCCAGCAAAGAGGUGUACCCCCAUGUGACCUGCGCUACAGACACCAACAACAUCCAAUUUGUCUUUGAUGCCGUCACUGAUGUCAUCAUAGCAAUUAACCUGCGGGGGUGUGGCUUGUACUGAUGAUUCAGUUAGAUAUCAGCCAAUAGAUGCAGGAUGCCUGUUUAUUAGUUUGUACCACAUAGGAUGGCCCUUAUUUGUCAUGUCAUCAUAUGAUAGCCGGUGUUUUCCCAAAAGGCUGGCUAUUGGUCCAAGUUGACUCUUAAAUAAUGAAUUGGUUGAUUGGUUGGUUGAGACUUUUUUAAAUGUAUGUGCCUUUUUUACCUAGAAAAGAACCAACUGCAGUUAAUGUGCAACUUCUUGUACAAAUUGUUUGCUAGUGCACUGCUUAAACCGUGCAGAACUCCUUUCUUCAGGGAUACACUGUUCCCGGCUGAGACUUGCUUACUCAAAGAACUAGAUGGAUGGCUAGAUAACUGCAGCCAACAUUACAGGUUGACUUGUGGUGCAAGCAGCUUUUAUCAUGAGAAUCACUCCUCUACUACAAUGUAUUUCUAUACAGUUUCAUUUAAUUGCCUUUGCAUUGGACUUUAGUCACAUGGAGGGCAGAUAUAAAACUCAAUAUACAUGUGUUUUUUAACAAUCCUUAAUCAGGUCAAGUUGAAUUAAAUCUCAGUUUAUGUUUGAAAGAUGAUCUUAAGACUAUUGUGUGAAUGAGAUUUAACUGUGGUAUGUCCAGUCGACCAAGAAGAAAAAGUAGCUUUUGUGAGAGCCUGCUGCAUUAUUUGGUAUGGAUUGUGUUAUUUGUUUUGCUCUGAUGUCUGUGGUGCAAUGACGGUGUCUGACUGUAUUUGUUGCACUUGGAUGUGCUCUGUUAACUACGGAGCUCCAAAGUAAUCAGUAUUUAAUCAGUCCGACAUGAUGAAUUCAAUCAUCACAAAGAUAGAACAGCAAACAUUGUGGAAUUAUUAGAUGAAGUCAAAUUGAAUUGGUCAUGUGAAGUGAAUAUGAAUUUACCAAUCAAACGUGUUUUUUGUAUAUGAUAGCCUUUUGCUGAGCCUGCUCACAGGCUUGGACCUGUCACUGAAAGACAAAUAGACAUUUCCAAAAUAAGAAUGAUGAUAUAACAUGAUAACUAAUCAUUUCAAAUUGUUCAAUAUUUUCUGUAUUCUCUCAUAGCCGUAUGCAUUUUAUAUAAUUACAAUUAGUAGGUCAUUGGUUUAAUAUUGCCCAUUUUGAUGCCUUGCUUAGUGCCUCAGCAAGUAUGAAUGACAGAGUCUCCAUCUAGUCCUGUUCUUAGAGAAACAUACACAGUCUUUUCGGCAUCAAUACAUCAGCAGCAAAGCCUCACUCAAAACCUGUGGGAGGAGAGGGAUUGUCAGAGUAGAUCAUUUGGAAAAUGCUUUAUUAAUCCAAAUAUUAAACAAGGCCGUUGUCUGAAUAUGCCCCCUUUAUUUCCAGUUUGUUUUUCUACAAUCAAAAUCUCAUGCCAUUAUAAUAAUGUGAUAGAUGCUUCAUAUAAAUGUAGGCUUUAAGAAAUAUGAAAACACAUUUGGAACAAACAAAAAUAUAUUUGUGUAUGUCAUGUUGAAAGCUAUCCAGCAUCAGUCAUGGUUUGAGCAAUGGUUGCUUCUCAUUUUAUUGAAAACUACCAAACAGAAGUUCAUACAGCAGACCUAAAGGGUGUUUCCAUGUCACAAAGGAAAAGUGUCAUUAGUGCCUUAGGCUUGAGUACAUUUUUGUUUGGUCCCUAUAGAAGAAUGUAAUUGAGAUUGUAUUAUUAGUAGUUAUACUCCAUUAGGCAGCAUCAUUUUGUUUCUUAAGCCUCUACCUUCCACGUUGACUAAAAUUGUAGCGAGGAAGUUGCUCUUUAUUCGUCCGUCCUCUUUCCUCCCAGUGGACGUCACCUAGUCGUAUUUAAGAAUUGAUUUUCCAAAGCUCUCCUGUUAUAGCAUAUGAGGGACUUGUAUAAAAUCACUCUCAAUUAAGUACUACAAGAAGAGGUGUUCUGACUCAACCAUUCCCAUAUAAUGCUUCAAAAGAAGCAUUGAUUUUAAAGGGCCCUGGGGCCACAUUCAUUGUAUGGUGCUGCAGUGCAGUAUCACAAUUGUCCGUCUCUCUUUUAAGGUGAGCUUUGAGAGAGUGAAUGUCGACCUUGUGACUAUUGUUUUAACCCCAAUUUGUGCUAGAUAGCAGUUGUCCCAAAGCUGCUGUAUGGUUGAACUGUGAUUUAGAUAACAUUAAAAGUGUUGUGGGGGAUCAGUCCAAGUGAGAGUGUUGACAUUAAAAGCCAAAGAGAUGCAUUAAAUACCAGGAACAUAUCAUGAGCACCUCCCUCCUCUCUUUAUAAGCAACAGUUUAUAUAACGGAACUGAGCUUGUUUGGUCCUAAGGACUCUGUUGUAGACUGAGCUGAGUGUGUUUAUGAUUGCUCUCUGCUUCUUCAAUUAUUUAUGAACAGGGCAUUUGCUUCAUACCACUUUCCCCACUAACCCUAACCCCCCCCACACUCAUACAGGAAGGCCAUUUCUCCCUCUGCUCGAAAACGCAAUUUUAGUUUCUUAAACGUAGAUUACAUCAGCGACCGUUCUGUGGCAACAAUAACAGAUCCACAUCAAACUGUUGGUCAUGCUACCGAUUUUAUUCAGUUAUGGAAUGUAGUUACUGUGUGUGUGUGUGUGUGUGUGUGUGUGUGUGUGUGUGUGUGUGUGUGUGUGUGUGUGUGUGUGUGUGUGUGUGUGUGUGUGUGUGUGUGUGUGUGUGUGUGUGUGUGUGUGUGUGUGUGUGUGUGUGUGUGUGUGUGUGUGUGUGUGUGUGUGUGUGUGUGUGUGUGACAACAUCAGCCCAUGGGAGGUUGUGGUGAGACAGUAUCUGUGGAUAAAUUACCCAGAAGGCACCAGUCUACCCUUUCCACACAUAGGCUCUCGACACACGCAUAUACACUGAAGGCACUAACUCACCCAGGGGACUUCCAAAUGCCAAAAAAUACCCCCAUAUCCAACCAGAAAGCCUCAGAUGUUUUUUUGGUUCUGAUGCCAAACAUAAAGCCGGCCACUGCUGCUGCAGGCUUCUUACUUUGUAAUCUUCUCUCCUGAAAUGUAUUAUAUAAUGACAAGGUAAAAUUAGCUUUGUGCAUUGCCUUUAUAAAUACAGCUUGAAAUAUGCAUAAAACAUCAUAAUGGUUUGUCCCGAAAAUAAGUACAAAUAAGAUCACAUAAAAGCAGUCUAUGAAUGCACUUCUUAACUUCUCUUUCCUCUAAUGGGAAUGUCCAUACUGUAGAAGACAUGCUGAGCAUUUCUGCCUCCAUUUCAAGGUCGUUUUGGAUGCAGUAUACUGAAAUUACCAAGCAAACUGUUAUUGCCAUUAUUUUAACGUUUGCAUUCCGAUGGUACCAUCGGAAUCAGUAGGACCACUAAAUCAAAUUACACAAGUUAUCCAUCCUAAAUGCCUUGCUACUGUGUUGUAUGAAUCAUUUUGUUGAUCAGCUUCCUCACCUAAUGCACCGCAGGUUACUGUGGGGGAUGCUUUUCUUUUUGUACAUUCAUGUACCUAUUUUUCUGCCUGAAAGCCUAAAGAGCAGCCAGCAGUCGACAUGAGCUGUGGAACAAUGUGCUGGUGAAUUUAUUAUCCACAGUAAGAUGGCAAGCUCCAAUUCACAUGCAGCUGAAAGGAUAUGCCUACAUUUGUUUUUGCCCUCGGGGUAACAAUGGCUGCGUAGUGUUGGAGCUUUGUCUCCUCUAGCUUCUUUCGUGCUGGUGUUAACCUCAGGCAGUGCAGAGCACAGGACGUAUCCAUGUUUCUGCUCCACUGAUUCUUUAGUAGUGAAUUAGAUGCAUGCAAGUGAAUUUAAAGGAACAUUACUAUGUCUUGCAUACUUAAAUUAAUGUCAUACCUACUUAAAUUGAGCAGCUUUUUGGGUAGUAUUUUUGAAUUCAUAUGCUAUUUAAGUCACCUAAUAAACAAUAAGAUCUGAUUUCUUUUGACAAAAUUCACCAGAAUUUAACUUAAAAUGCCUCAACUACGCCCCUUUGAGAUCGUCCACUAAUUGUGGCCAUUGGAAUUACUUACAUUUUUCGUAAUAAAUGCUGGUUUACUGAACCAGAUAAAAUAUACUCACUGGUAUUAAAAUAAACCACUUAAAAUGAGAAAGUUGUAGUCCAUCAUGUGCCAACCUUAACACCUAAUCCUCUCAAAUGAAUCUCCAACAAGUGAAAAAUAAUAAUAAUCAGGGCAAACCAGAGAGGAUAGUGGGUAACGUCAUUUGUCCCCUUCAAUACCGGCCAUAAAUAAUACACUCCUGCAGCGACAGAGAGAUCUGUUGGUGAUGUGGUCUGAAGUCAGGCUAAUCGGUGUACGGGUAACUGUAACGUAACACAAUCAGUGGUCUAUUCAUGUAACAAAGGUCCUUAUUUAUAUGGAGAGCAGGUGGUGGCACAAAAGAAGUGUUAGCACCAUGUGCCAAUUCAAUGCCUCGGCAACAUAAACAGUUUCUAAAAUCCCCAAAAAGCAGCCAAACCUUCUUGACUGAAUUUUGGAGAUUGGAAUGAGCUCCCUUUUUCCUGUCUUAAGAACUAGAAGUGGGUGUUUGCCUUUUUUGCCUGUAAAUGCUUCGCCUGUAAAAGUUGUCGUAUAUUAUGUUUUGUUGCCACUUGAUAUAAUGAGCACUUGUGAGCCUCAACACAGCCAGGGAGAUCCUAUUCUAGACUGGGAGGGGAUUGAGAAAGCUGCAGGGCACGUGGCUGUAAUGAACCUGUGUCGAAUAAAGGAGGCAGAGUAUGAGCUGCUGAAAGUCCUCACAUUUAGCUUCCUCUAAACCCUUACUGCUGUUGCUUUUUUAGCCUUCAGCCCUCCAAUGUCCACUUUAUUUAACCACUCUGUCAAUACCAACCAAUCUAUACUGUACAGGUCAUACAGCUAAAUCUACAAGCUUGUUUAUUGUAUGUGUGUGUGUAUGUAUGUGUGCGGGUGGGGUAUCGUAUUGAGCACUGUAAGUAAAAUAUAUCUGCUGUAUCUCGCUCACUGCUGUGAUAAUUUAUUGAACGUUGUAUUUAUACAUAAGACAAAUGACAAUAAAGUACCACAUAAGUAUCUUGA